Messenger RNA from Pediculus humanus corporis (human body louse), 516 nucleotides. RefSeq names its product NADH-Ubiquinone oxidoreductase 19KDa subunit. Bases 1 to 516 code for a protein of 171 amino acids. NCBI's taxonomy places the organism in Eukaryota, Metazoa, Arthropoda, Insecta, Psocodea, Pediculidae. Gene Ontology annotation, biological process: mitochondrial electron transport, NADH to ubiquinone. The record is from RefSeq and is a predicted model, not a curated record. The transcript is spliced from 3 exons.
AUGCCAUUUCAAAAAGAAUUUGAAUUUCCUUCCGAUGAAGAGUUAACGGCUAAUGAUGUUAAUAUUAGCUCGGUUUAUUUGAAAGCGGGAGCAAUUCAUUAUGCUAAAUAUUGCGAAAAAGAAAAUGAUGAAUUUAUGUUGUGUAAAAGAGAGUUAAAAGAUCCUAGAAAAUGUUUAAAAGAAGGAAAAAAAGUCACCAACUGUGCUAUGAAAUUUUUUUGCGAAGUAAAAAAACAUUGUCUCGAUGAGUUUAAUCAAUAUGCCGAUUGUUUAUACAAAUCAAGUGCUACAAUGUCUUAUCGAUACUGCAAAAAAACACAAGGAAUUUUCGAUGAUUGUAUGUUAAAUAAAAUGGGAUUACAAAGGCCUCCAUUUGGUUGGGCAUCUGAAAUUCAUAUUCAUGAUACAGAUAGACCAAAACCUGAGAAAAAGAUUCAUUACUUCCCUAAUACACCUGAUAAACUUCCUGAAUCCGAUUUUGAAAUUCAGGAGCCUAGAUUUGGUAGAACAUUUUAA